Messenger RNA from Chaetomium strumarium, 1450 nucleotides. Its product is annotated as P-loop containing nucleoside triphosphate hydrolase protein. Gene Ontology annotation, cellular component: nucleus; DNA replication factor C complex; Ctf18 RFC-like complex. The transcript has 3 exons. Bases 59 to 1117 code for a protein of 352 amino acids. The record is from RefSeq and is a predicted model, not a curated record. Gene Ontology annotation, biological process: DNA-templated DNA replication; DNA repair. Lineage: Eukaryota; Fungi; Ascomycota; Sordariomycetes; Sordariales; Chaetomiaceae. Gene Ontology annotation, molecular function: DNA clamp loader activity; DNA binding; ATP hydrolysis activity.
CUCGGUUCCUGUCUUCAAGUCAUAAACUAAACAUACUCGCAGCAAACGCACCACCACAAUGGCAUUAAUUGUGGACAAGCACCGUCCCAGAUCUCUGGAUGCACUCACAUAUCACGAGGAGCUCUCCGAGCGACUGCGCUCAUUAGCGCAAAGCGGCGACUUCCCCCACCUCCUCGUGUAUGGCCCAUCGGGUGCCGGCAAAAAGACGCGGAUUGUUGCGACCUUAAAAGAACUAUAUGGACCAGGCGUCGAGAAGAUCAAGAUCGAUGCUCGCGUCUUCCAGACAAGCAGCAAUCGCAAGCUCGAGUUCAACAUCGUCGCCUCCGUCUACCACCUCGAAAUCACCCCUUCAGAUGUGGGCAACUACGACAGAGUGGUGAUCCAAGAUCUCCUCAAAGAGGUGGCACAAACACAGCAGGUCGACCAGGCGGCGAAGCAGAAAUUCAAGGUCGUGGUCAUCAACGAGGCGGACCACCUCUCGCGGGAUGCCCAGGCUGCCCUGCGUCGGACGAUGGAGAAGUAUUCGCCCAACCUCCGCUUGAUUCUCCUCGCCAAUUCCACAGCGAAUAUCAUCGCGCCUAUCCGGUCACGCACGCUACUCGUGCGGGUUGCGGCGCCGACACACGAACAAAUAUGCGACGUGCUCGCCUCGUCGGCAAAGAAGGAGGGCUGGCCUGUGGUGCAGGGCCUACACCGGAGGAUUGCCGUGGAGAGCGGGCGGAAUCUGCGCAAGGCGUUGUUGAUGUUUGAGGCGGUACACGCACAGAAUGAGAAAGUGACAGAUAGCACACCCAUACCGCCGCCAGACUGGGAGGCGCUCAUUGGCCAGAUCGCCAAGGAGAUCAUGGAGGAGCACACGCCAGCCCGGAUUCUGCAGGUCCGGUCCAAACUCUACGAUCUCUUAACCCACUGCAUACCAGCAACGACAAUCUUGCGGACGCUCACUUUCAAGCUGAUCCCUCUGAUCGAUGAUGCUCUCAAGGCAGAUGUCGUCAAGUGGGCUGCAUUCUUCGAACACCGAAUCAAGACUGGGACGAAGGUCAUAUUCCACCUGGAGGCAUUCGUGGCUAAGUUUAUGAGGAUAUUUGAGAUGUAUCUUCUGAGCAUGGACAUGUGAGGUUGACCAUGCGUUACCGGGACAGGCUGGGCGUUCCGGAUGGGUCUUUGGAGGCGACAGAAGUCAGCCACAAUGAACAAACUAGGUGCUACCACUUGCCCAGCUGCACAAGGCAGAUUUUCGGGAUCUCAGCUGGCGUUAGAGCCCCAAACCAAUACCCCAUCCAGUUGGGGCAUCAUUGCAGGCUACUACCACGGCAGUAAUAAUUCACAACUUCACGCUGUCUGUGUUGAAGGAUGCCGCUCGCCCCGUCUACUCCUAUUGAGGGGGGCCUCGAAAGUUCUGCUUUCCGCCUCAGUUACCUUCUCAUAAUCUUAUUUCAUAUCUCCCUCG